Penicillium manginii is the source of this 1209-nucleotide messenger RNA. Its product is annotated as M20 family metallopeptidase. Gene Ontology annotation, molecular function: dipeptidase activity. Lineage: Eukaryota; Fungi; Ascomycota; Eurotiomycetes; Eurotiales; Aspergillaceae. The record is from RefSeq and is a predicted model, not a curated record. Bases 1 to 1209 code for a protein of 402 amino acids. The transcript is spliced from 5 exons.
AUGCCAGGUCCAGAGGAAAUUAAGUCGAGCAUUGAUGCCUUCGUCGAAAAGUCCAGCAAGAGGCUUGGGGAGAUUUGGGAAAAUCCCGAGCUUGCUUACGAAGAAGUUAUCGCACACGAUACAUUGUGCGCAAUCCUCGAAGAGAACGGAUUCCAAGUGACUCGCCAUGCCCACGGCCUAGACACGUCAUUCGAAGCUAGCUUCGGAUCUCGUGGUCGUCUGAUGAUUUUCUGUGCCGAGUACGACGCUUUACCUGACAUCGGUCAUGCGUGUGGGCAUAAUCUCAUCGGAGUAGCAAGCAUGACGGCUUUCCUUGCUCUGGCCUCGGUCUUAAAGGCGACGGGCCAGCCUGGAAGAAUCAAAAUUCUUGGUACACCUGCUGAGGAACACGGUGGUGGCAAGCUCGAUCUCCUUAAGGCUGGUGCUUUUGACGGGGCGGAUGCAGCAUUAAUGUCCCACCCAAUGCCUCAUCAUUACUACCAUGAUAAGCACGGUUCUGUUGGAGCAGCCGGUGCUCGUCUUGUUGCAAAACAUUCAAAGCUCGCGGAGUACAAAGGGCGAACUGCUCAUCCUGCUGCCAAUCCGUGGGAUGGCGUCAAUGCACUGGACGCAGUUGUUGCUGGAUACAACAAUGUUUCCCUAAUGCGUCAGCAGAUGCAUCCAGCCCAACGUGUUCAUUGUGCUAUCAUAGAUGCUCCAAAGAGAACCAACAUAAUUGCGGGCCAAACAGCUGUUUCCUGGCAGUGUCGGUCUCCAAAAAUGGAUGACUUACGGAAGUUGACAGAACGGCUUUGCUCGUGUCUGCAUGCUGGAGCCUUGGCCACUGGAUGUCAAUUGGAUCUAAAAGAUGAGUCCGCUUAUUCAGACCUUCUCCUUAACGAUACACUUUGCGGACUGUACCAAGACCAUAUGGCUCGUUAUUCUCAGAAUGUCCUCAAAGCAGACCCGGAAUAUAUUCAAGCUUCAACAGACUUUGGCGACGUGAGCUACGCACUCCCCGCAAUCCAUGCAAUGUUUUGUAUCCCAGUCAAGGAAAAAGGGGUUGUCACCCAUCAUUGGUCCUUCACCGAAGCUGCAGGAACUGAUGUCGCUUUCCAAAUAUGUCUUACGGUUGGGAAAUGCCUAGCUCUAUCUGCUUGGGAUCUUUUGUCAGACGACAGAAAAUAUGAGGCUGCAGUGGCAGACUGGAAGAAUGCAAGGUGUGAAUGA